Messenger RNA from Coregonus sp. 'balchen', 3867 nucleotides. The record is from the annotation of a GenBank genome assembly. NCBI's taxonomy places the organism in Eukaryota, Metazoa, Chordata, Actinopteri, Salmoniformes, Salmonidae.
GUUCCUCCGAUCCUAUUGGACAAGCAGUUCUCUGACUUCACUCCUGACAUCACACCCAUCAUUCUGGCAGCUCACACCAACAACUAUGAGAUCAUCAAACUACUGGUGCAGAAAGGAGUGGCUGUUCCACAACCACACGAGGUACUUUAACCAUACCAGGAGCAUAGUGGUAUAGUAUAUUAUGCAGUAGUAUAUUGGUAUAGUAUAUUAUGCAGUAGUAUAUUGGUAUAGUAUAUUAUGCAGUAGUAUAGUGGUAUAGUAUAUGAUACAGUAGUAUAGUGGUAUAGUAUAUGAUACAGUAGUAUAUUGGUAUAGUAUAUUAUGCAGUAGUAUAGUGGUAUAGUAUAUGAUACAGUAGUAUAGUGGUAUAGUAUAUGAUACAGUAGUAUAGUGGUAUAGUAUAUUUGUCACGAUCGUCGGGAACAGAUGAGGACCAAGGCGCAGCGUUGCAGGCAAACAUACUCUUUAUUGAGCGAAACGUGAUCAAAACAACAAAGACGGUAACGUGACAGUACACGGUCAAACACAACCAACUUGAAACAAGAACCCACAAAAAACAAAGGAAAAACCGACAGUUUAAAUAUGGCUCCCAAUCAGAGACAACCAGCAAACAGCUGACACUCCUUGCCUCUGAUUGGGAGUCACUCAGGCCAACAUAGAAAUAGAGAACAUAGAUCUACACACCCUGGCUCAACAUAACAGUGUCCCCAGAGCCAGGGCGUGACAGUACCCCCCCCUAAAGGCGCGGACUCCGACCGCGCCAACUAAAUACCACAGGGGAGGGACCGGGUGGGCACUCCGCCUUGGCGGCGGAUCCGGCUCUGGGCCCGAUCCCCACUCCCUCUCCAACCCCCCAAAGUACCCCUGGUCUGGUCUGGCCCCGCUGGCCGGAGCCGGACUGACGACACGCACCCCUGGCUUGGUGCGUGGAGCAGGAACGGACCGGACCGGGCUGACGAUGCGCACCCCUGCCUUGGUGCAUGGAGUAGCAACUGGCCGGACCGGGCUGACGAUACACACCCCUGGCUUGGUGCGUGGAGCAGGAAUGGACCGGACCGGGCUGACGAUGCGCACCCCUGGCUUGGUGCGUGGAGUAGCAACUGGCUGGACCGGGCUGACGAUACGCACCCCUGGCUUGGUGUGGAGAGCAGGAGCGGGCCGGACAGGGCUGACGAAACGCACCACAGACUUGGUGCGGGGAGCAGGAAUGGGCCGGACUGGGCUGGCGACGUGCACCACAGACUUGGUGCGGAGAGCAGGAACGGGCCGGACAGGGCUGACGAAACGCACCACAGACUUGGUGCGGGGAGCAGGAAUGGGCCGAGCCGGGCUGACGAAACGCACCACAGACUUGGUGCGGGGAGCCGGAACAGGACGGGCCGGGCUGGCGACGCGCACCACAGGAUCGAUGCGAGGAACAGGGACAGGCCGGACCGUACUGGGGACACACACCACUGGCCCUAUGCAGGGAUCAGGAACGGGCCGGACCGGACUGGUAACACACCCCAGUACCUCUCGCCGUGCCUCCACACUUUCCUUCCCCUUUAACACCAGUGGCCCCCGUAACCUGUCGGCCUCCUCUGUCAACCCGCUGGACCGCUCUAUCGCGGCCUCCUGCUGCCCCGACGUCCACGUCGUGAGCCCCCACCCUAAAAAAUUUCUGGGUGUCUCUCCUCCCCGUGGACCAGGCCUCCCUAGUUCUCGCCAGACUCUCACCCCACUGCUCCAAAGUCCAACCACUCUGCUCUUCACUUGGCUUGGCCCAGUCGAGACUCUUAAUCCAUUGCUCCAUAGACCAGCCUCUCUGCUCUUCACUUGGCUGGGCCCAGUCGAGACUCCUACUCCACUGAUCCCAGGUCCAUCCUCUCUCCUCUUCACGCUGCUUGGUCCUGUCUUGGUGGGUUCUUCUGUCACGAUCGUCGGGAACAGAUGAGGACCAAGGCUCAGCGUUGCAGGCAAACAUACUCUUUAUUGAGCGAAACGUGAUCAAAACAACAAAGACGGUAACGUGACAGUACACGGUCAAACACAACCAACUUGAAACAAUAACCCACAAAAAACAAAGGAAAAACCGACAGUUUAAAUAUGGCUCCCAAUCAGAGACAACCAGCAAACAGCUGACACUCGUUGCCUCUGAUUGGGAGUCACUCAGGCCAACAUAGAAAUAGAGAACAUAGAUCUACACACCCUGGCUCAACAUAACAGUGUCCCCAGAGCCAGGGCGUGACAAUAUUAUGCAGUAGUAUAGUGGUAUAUUAUAUAAUACAGUAGUAUAGUGGUAUAGUAUAUAAUACAGUAGUAUAGGGGUAUAGUAUAUUAUAUAGUGGUAUAGUGGUAUAGUAUAUUAUAUAGUGGUAUAGUAUAUGAUACAUUAGUAUAUUGGUAUAGUAUAUUAUGCAGUAGUAUAGUGGUAUAUUAUAUUAUGCAGUAGUAUAAUGGUAUAUUAUAUAGUGGUAUAGUAUAUUAUGCAGUAGUAUAAUGGUAUAGUAUAUUAUAUAGUGGUAUAGUACAUGAUACAGUAGUAUAAUGGUAUGGAAAUUAUGAAGUAGUAUAGUGGUAUAGUAUAUUAUUAAGUAGUAUAGUGCUAUAUUAUAUUAUACAGUAUAGGAAAGUAUUUUGUAUUUUGAAAAUACAAUUUGCAGCUUUCGAAAGUAUUUUUUUUACAAAAUACAUUGGAGUGUAGUUCAGCCCAGUGUAGUACAACAUACAAAAUACUCAGAAGUAAUUAAAAUACGUAUUUCAAAUACAUGUGACAAAAUAUACUGCCCAUCUCUGAUCGUAGUUCAAUAACUCAGCAUCAACGACCCAACCUGGGCACUGGCAAUGGGUUAUUAUGUCCAAUAUUUACCCAAAUUGAGUUGUUUUUAAUAUAGCAUUUUUUUUGUGUGUGUGGUGCAGAAAGGGGUGUCCACUUGAGGUGGGUUUGAUAUAAAGGUGUUGACAUUAUGGAAGCAGAUAAAGGAGUCCUGCUGCUUUUCUGUUCUGAACUUUUUGAUCCAGAUGUCCAACUUGUAAUCAUGUCUCCAGGUGCGUUGUAACUGUGUGGAGUGUGUGUCCAGCUCGGAUGUGGACAGCCUUCGCCACUCCCGAUCCCGUCUCAACAUCUACCGAGCCCUGUCCAGCCCCUCCCUCAUCGCCCUUUCCAGUGAAGACCCCUUCCUCACAGCAUUCAGACUGAGCUGGGAACUAGAGGAACUCAGUAAGGUGAGGCUUGAUCAAGGGGGCGAAUGACUGAUUGGUUGAUUGGCUGAUUGGUUGAUUGGCUGAUUGAUUAGUUGGUUGGCUGAUUGGUUGAUUGGCUGAUUGGUUGAUUGGCUGAUUGGUUGAUUGGCUGAUUAGCUGGCUGAUUGGCUGAUUGGUUAGUUGGCUGGUUGGUUGGCUUAUUAGCUGACUGGCUGAUUGGCUGGCUGGCUGGUUGCUUGGUUGAUUGGCUGAUUAGCUGGCUGAUUGGUUGGUUGGUUGGCUUAUUAGCUGGCUGGCUGAUUGGCUGGCUGGCUGGCUGAUUGGUUGGCUGGCUGGCUGAUUGGCCAAUUGGCUGGCCGGCUGGUUGGUUGAUUUUGUAAAUGAAUAUCCCUUGCCUCCAUGCUAAACUUAUGAUGAUCUUUAGGGCCCAGGGUUUUUCAUUGAAUUAAUUAAUGAAUAUACUCUGCUCUCCCUUUAUUCCAGGUGGAGAAUGAGUUUAAGUCGGAGUAUGAGGAGUUAUCCCAACAGUGUAAGCAGUUUGCUAAAGACCUUCUGGAUCAGACCAGGAGCUCCAGAGAGCUGGAGAUGAUCCUGAACUACAGAGACGACCUCAACCUACUGGAGGAGGAGGCUAACAACGACCUAGCUAGACUCAAACUGGCUAUUAAAUACCACCAGAAAGAG